CCGACGCGGGCAAAGCAGGAGCAGGAGGGGAGGGAGGCGGAGCGGCCGGGCUGAGGCGAAAGGGGAGCCGGCAGCGCCGUCCCAGAGAUGAACAAUGACCAUAGUUGACAAGACAUCUGAGUCCUCAAAGCCUUCGGCUUCUGAGAAACAGCCUUUCAGCUCCGUGGCACCAGCUUCUGGAGAAAUGGACUCGGGCUCUGCAGGAUGGGGUGCUGUGUCUUCUUCUUUAGAAGCUCCAAAACACAAAAUAUCUUUGGGGCCAGUGCCAGGAGCUGCAGUGUACUCUAAUUCAUCAGUACCUGAUAAAUCCAAGCCCUCGGCUCAGAAGGAUCUGUCCGCUGUUGGUGACGGCAUUACUGCCCCGCAGAAGGUCCUCUUUCCAGCAGAGAAGAUAUGCUUGAAAUGGCAAAAAACACACAGAGUUGGAGCCGGUCUCCAAAACCUUGGCAACACAUGCUUCCUCAACUCUGCACUGCAGUGUCUGACCUACACCCCACCUCUUGCCAACUACAUGCUUUCCCAUGAACACUCCAAAACCUGUCACGAACAAGGAUUUUGCAUGAUGUGCACCAUGCAAGGUCACAUCACCCAGGCGCUUUCAAACUCCGGCAAUGUCAUCAAGCCUAUGCCUGUCAUAAAUGAUCUUAGACGAAUAGCAAAGCAUUUCCGUUUUGGCAAUCAGGAAGAUGCACACGAAUUUCUACGGUACACCGUUGAUGCUAUGCAGAAAGCAUGUCUGAAUGGUAGCAACAAAUUGGACAGACAUACCCAAGCUACCACAUUCAUUCAUCAAAUAUUUGGAGGAUACCUAAGAUCUAGAGUAAAAUGUAUGAACUGCAAAGGAGUUUCAGAUACUUUUGAUCCAUACCUAGAUAUUACAUUGGAGAUAAAGUCAGCUCAAAGUGUUAACAAAGCUCUGGAGCAGUUUGUCAAGCCGGAACAGCUGGAUGGUGAAAAUGCCUAUAAAUGUAGCAAGUGUAAAAAAAUGGUUCCUGCAUCAAAGAGGUUUACAAUACAUCGGGCUUCAAACGUACUCACCUUGUCCUUGAAACGGUUCGCAAAUUUCAGUGGUGGCAAAAUUACAAAGGAGGUGAAAUACCCUGAGUAUUUGGAUAUUCGGCCAUAUAUGUCCCAGCCAAAUGGAGAGCCAAUUAUUUAUGCAUUGUAUGCUGUUUUGGUACAUACUGGUUUCAGCUGUCAUGCAGGACAUUACUACUGCUAUAUAAAGGCCAGUAAUGGGCAGUGGUACCAGAUGAAUGACUCCACCGUCUCAAACAGUGACAUCAGGACUGUAUUGAAUCAACAAGCCUACGUGCUUUUUUAUAUCAGGUCCCAUGACAUGAAAAAUGGCGGCGAACACAUUCAUUCCGUUCACACUCCUGGGCAGUCUUCUCCUCGACCUGUUAUCAAUCAGCGGGUGGUCAAUAAGCAGACUGCGCCAGGGUUUAUUGGACCACAACUACCCCCUCACAUGAUUAAGAAUUCGAAUCAUUUGAAUGGAACGGCAUCCCUGAAAGAAACUCCCAGCAGUUCUGUGGCAAUUGCUAAUAACGUCACCCUCACCAGGCCAUCCUCUGCUCCUCCGGCCAUGUCUAUCCCAAACUGGACGAUGAACAGGCCUACAACCGCAGCCACUCCCGACCCUUCCAAGAAGCAAAAAAUAACCAUCAGUAUUCACAACAAGCUGUCCGCUCGCCAAAGUGUCUCUCACGCCAGCUGUACCUUGGACAACCCCAGCAAGCCUGCCCCGUCCUCGACCAUUUCCAGCCCUUCUGCUGUGCAAUCUACCUCAAGCGCACCUGCCGUGUCGGCUCCUAACCAAGUCCCCAAGCAAAUGCCUCCAAGCGAACCUUGCUCCACGUUGGUAGUGAAUGGCAAGUCCAAGCUUAACCCGAGCACGUUGGUCCCUUACGGGGCAGAAUCUUCUGAAGACUCCGACGAGGAGUCCAAAGGACUGGUGAAAGAGAACGGCCACGCUGCACCUCUCAACGGCAUUCUAGCUGAAAAUGCAGCCAGCGCAUUGGAGGGCACUUGUUUGUCGUGUCACAACGCCGAGAAGGAGGCUCCGCAGCACGAAGCGCCGAAAAACAUUACUGUUGUUGUUUCCAUUAGUAUAAACGAUGCCCCUAAACAAAACGGACAGAUAUGCAACGAUUCCACUAGCCAAGCAAAGCCUGCUAAAUCAGCCGAAAACCCGUUCUCCAAAGCAAAUGGGUUGCCUGGGAAAGGUGUGCCUACAACUUUGCCCCCAGUCCCUGAAGACAGGAUCUUAGACUCUUUCAGAUACAAUCAACUGAAAACCUCAUCUGGGGAAAUAAGUGGUAGUGGAACAGAAAAAACAGAAGGCCCUUCUGAAGAGGGAGCAGCCAGUACUCUUCCCAACAACAUCCAGAUUCAUUUGGCCCCUUCAGACCCCGAGAUCACUUCUACGACAGAAGACCCCUGUGAAAGGACUGUUGCCGAAACAGAGAGCACGCCUCUUGAGAGUGAUGGGCAGCAUGACCUUAAAUCCAGUUUGUUGGGAGCAGAAGAAGACUUCCCUAGGGAAGGUGACGUGGAGGACCAUCCUGAAAAGAUGAGGGGACCAAAAGAAGGGAAAGCAGCUUGGGAAAAGAGCCCUGACCCUGUCAGGGGAGCAGCAGAAAAAGGGGCGCAAAGCCCCCUCCUUACAAGGUCCGACGGUGAAUGUAAUUCUCCAAAGCUUGCCACUGUAAACGUGGCAGAAAAAUGCCAAGAAACACAAGACAGUGUGGAACGCUACGAGGAUGUCCCGCCUCCUGAUGAACCUUCCGUUACAAGGCUGGACCCCGUUGGAGGAAGCCAGUGUCUGAGGGACAACGGCAGAUUGGGAGAGAGCAGCAGCAGCAAACAGUUCAAAGGAAAUACAGAAAGGCAAGAAUUGAAAUCCCAUUCGCCCCUUAAGGAAAAAAUAUGCACCUCAAAAAAAAUAGACAAAGAGCACUACCGUUCCAAAAGGAAGCGCUCUGAAAGUGAGGAGGAGGAAGAGGAGGAGGCAGCAGUGGCCCCCCGGGGCCAGCUGGAAGGGCACCACCCCAAGAAGUGGUGCUCCUACAGCAGGGAGAGAGCCAAGCAGGAGCACUACCGGCGAGAAUACUACAAUGCAAACUCUUACAGAUUCCCAUGCAGCCCUGAUCCUGAGAGGGGCAUGGGGAAAUAUCCCUCUUACGGGUCUCGCAGCAGAGGCAAAACGGACCCUGAACGGAGCAGGCAUUGCUACGGGAAAGGGGAGCAGUCAUGGAGCAAGGAGCGGUAUUACCAAGAUGGCCCAAGGAGAUGGGAGAGCUGCAGGCCUUACGGCUACUACUAUUCUUCCCACGGCCCCAGGUACAAUCAGGAUAGGAAAUUCACUCACUGCGAGAGAGACUAUAGCAAAUCAAGUCAUGUUUACAGUAGCCCGUAUAAAUACGAUCAUCAUAAAAGCAGGUGGACUCACGACCAGGAAAGGAAGAAGAGGUGCCAGAGCCCCGAGGGGAGCGCGACCCCCCCGGAAAAGAGGCACUGGAAGCUCUCGCAGAGUGAGUCUCUCGAGGAACAAAGAGGGCGGAAGCACAAGAAGUCAAAGAAGAAGAAGAAGUUGAAAAGCAAACACAGAGAGAGAGAUUCCAGGUACCACCAGGAUUCGGACCCAUCUGUAUCCAGCUCCGAGGCCGAGACUCACAAGCAUAAACAUAAGAAGAAAAAGAAGAAGAAGAAGAAACGCGCAAAGAAAUCGGAAGAGCGUGCCGAAACGUCAGCUUCUCGUCUUCCCAAGCCGACCGGCUUGGAAACCAAGAAUCUCAAAGCAUGGGAAAUGACUGAGUCUUCUUUGGAGGCAUGUAGGAAACAGGGCAAGGGCCCCCAGGAUGGAGAGACUGUUUGCCAGAAAACCAAGAGCUUAGAAGGUAGCAACAGAGAGAGCUGCUGCCCACCUACAGAUCAUAACGUAGGUAAGACGCUUGGAGGGGGAUUUCCAUGUGGUGUCUGUAGAGCAGCCUUCGCUUCCAUGGUUUUGGACAAGCACCCCCAGUGGGGUGGAGCUGAUGACAGUAGCCACCCAAAAUCCCUGAAGGAUCCCCACACUGGCAGAAGUUGCUGUAAAGCAGCUGUCCCUCCCACUCCCUGGUAACCUCUGGUAUCCUCUUGUUUUGUUUUAUUACAUUUCUAUCUCAUAUCCUCUCAGAGGAGUUCAAGACAUAGCAUGGCACUGUUCCCCUUCCAUUUUAUCCUUACAAGGAUCUGUGUGAAGGUAGGUCAGGCAGAGCUUUCCACUUGGAAAUGGCCCUCCCUGGUCCAGCCUUGUAGCCACUAUACCACGCUGUCUGUGAGGUAACCUCUAGCAGGCAUUCCCACCCAUAAGGCUUAGUGGUCCUCCCUUUCGCUUUCAUAAACCUAGACAAUUCAUGACAGCAGUUUGGGAACCCAGAAUCAUGCCAAGGCUGCUUUGUCUGCGCUGCCUCAGAGCUCCCAGGCCAACCACAGGUCUGUCCCAACAUGUCACCAGCUCCCCAACUUCUAUAUCCAAAUAGAAAAUGGCUGCCUUCCUGACAAAUGAUUGCAUCAAGGUCCUAUUUAACCCGAGAAUCAACAAUGCAUGUUUCAUUAUGCUGCUAAUAACCUGAUGUAAUCCUGAACUUCCUCAGGUGGCUUCUAGGAACAUAGAAAGUUGCUUUAUACUGAGUCAUACUCUUGGUCCAUCUAGCUCAAUAUUGUCCACACUGACUGGCAGCGCCUGUCCCUGGCUUCAGACAGGAGUCUUUUGCCAGCCAGGAACUGACCCUGGGACCUUCUGCAUCCAAAGCAGAUGCUGAACCACUGAGUCUGGUGAGCAUGGUUUAUUAGGGAUCGUUUAUAAAACCUGCAAUGUUUCCUAGGUGCUGUACAAAGAGUUUAAAAAAUGAAACAGUCCCUGUCCACAAGCUUGCAGGCCAAUGAAUAUGUCACAAAAAGAGGGAAGGAAUGGGAAAACCAGCAAACUCUGGUACUAAUAUAAUUAUGAUGACAAGCUUGAAAGGAGACAUUUCAGGGAGGGGGUGGAGCCAAAUGGCAGCUGGUCUCUUAGCCAGAUUGAUGGAGAGUGGUCCCAUUUCACUCUCUGCUGCUGAUGGCUCAAGGAAAACAGGAAACAAUUCGAGGGUUAUUCAGUGCUGGAAUUGUCAGUGAUGCAGUUGUUACAGCUUGCUUGUGUGACACAGCACCACAAUUGUGCUGUGCCAAUAAGGAACUAGAUAAGAGCUCAUCUCGGAUCUAGGCAUCCAAGAAUAACCUGGUUCUUGUCUCUUCUUUCAGAUCCAGAGUGUCUGCUGGAAACCAUCCCUCCACAGCUCGCAGUAUAUUUAUAAACCGAAAAGCGAUUAACUCUUUAAUUCAUAAUUGGUGCUUCAGAAAUACUGUACAGAAUUUUACCAUUGAAAGAAACCCUUUUUUUUAGUUUUUACCUUGAGACUUUUUUUUAAAUUACCUGCAAUCCAAAAAAACAAAAAAAAACAAAAAAAAAAACGGAUGGAAACUUUCUACAACUGCUGAACAUCAUAAAAUAUACCCUGGAAUAGAACAUCUCAAAUGCUGCUUAGUUACAGACUCAGGUUGAUUGUGUUAUUCAUGUGAUGUUGCUCCAAGUCUACACACCUGGUGCAAAGGGGGCGAGGAAACCACAGAAUUAUCAAGCUGCAACUGAUAGUCUCUUAUUUAAUUUAAAGACUUAUUUAAAAAUUUCACAUACAACUAGAAUUUUUGCAAGAGCUUCAUCUGUUUUUUCUGUGAUGUCUGCUACUAGAAACUCGAUCCAUUCCCUCCCACCCCGUCGGAUUCCAGUCUUGGACUAUGUGAAACAUGCCGUUCGGACUCUUUACCAGUUUUUGAAUGUAUCUUAGAACACGUUUGAAGACCCCUCACCUGCUGCGGCCACUCCCAUGGAUAGGGCUGUCUCUCGGCCCUGCAAUGUCGCCAACCACCUGCCAGCUGGCCAUUUUCAGGGCGUUUGAAUGGGCAGGCUUGUCGUCUCCCCCAUGAACUUUUUAAGGCUGGUGCAGGGAUGUCUCUGGCAGAUGUCUGCCCCCUCUCCUUCUGUCCCUCCCACUACACUCUCUCUUGCUUGGUUUCAGUUUUCCUCCACUGAAGGCUUCUGCCUUUGGCUCUUUUUCACUCUGUGGGGCUUCCUCUUUCCUGUUCUAUGCACUUUCUCUCACUCUCCUUCCCCUACUCUCCCUCUCCCCCCCCCCCCAUGUUUAGCUUCUAUUUCCCUUGUCUCCUGUCUCUUUGCCUCUCCUUCAUUCCACCUUUGGCUCUUGCAGCUGCCUGCCCCAGCAUCUGUUCCACAGCUCUUUCAGGCGCCCACAGAUGAUGGCAGUGGCGGCACCGGGUCCCCCUGCAUCGUUCCAACAACAGCCAGCAGGAGCCAUCCUCAUACAUCCACUAUGUUUUUGUGUUUUACUAUAGCGUUGCUUGUCUUGACGGGGUCUCAGUUGUCUGGUCCUUGUCCCUUCAAAAGUUUCUAGUUACAGACACAUUCAUACUGUGAUUUAAUUUUUUAUGAUGAAUUGCUAUCAAACUGUGAUACACUUAAUUCACUGGUCCUGCAUCAGGAGACGGAGUGGGGAAAACUGUAUUAAAUACAGUUCAUCUGAAUAAUCUGUCUGGUUUAUACAAGCUGUGUUGUUCAGAGAUGUCUAAAGUUUGAUCUUUUGUUUUUUUAAAGAUAAAGCACUUGCCCCACUUGUAAAUAUAUGGCAUGUAAAAUUUAUAUAGUAUAUAAAUACAACAAGUCAAAACAAUGUUGCUCAAUGUACACGUUUCCAUCUAGUGUGUAGCGUUGUUUUCAUUUUGUUCUACACCAAUGACUUUUAACGAAGUUUAUAUUCUUGAUGCUCUCUACUCAGGCUGCCUGCUCAUGGUGGUAUUUGUAUAUCCCCAGCUAAGGGUAAAUCAUUUAAUGUAAUAACUACUCACUUAUUGUAUAGUGUGUGUGUCCUUUGGUUAAGUGAUACAGCAGCUGUAUAUUUUAUUCAAGAAAUUACACUCUGGUUGAUGUGCCAUUGCUGCAGUCGCAGAGAGCUAGCAUCUUGGCUGCUACAGGAUCAAGUUUUUGAAGCUUGUGUUCUUGAACUACCACUUCAUCAUCCUUGCCCGCUGGCUGUCUGGGGCUAAUGGAAGUUAUGGCCCUUCCAGUUGUUGGAGGACUACAGGUUUCCCACCCCCGUUUUAAAAUAACCCUUCAAGUGCAGA
Messenger RNA from Zootoca vivipara (common lizard), 7221 nucleotides. The record is from RefSeq and is a predicted model, not a curated record. Lineage: Eukaryota; Metazoa; Chordata; Lepidosauria; Squamata; Lacertidae.